CCAAAUACGAAGCCAGUAAUAAUAUCCUUCUUCAACAACCUUCUGGAAUAGGAUCUGCGCCUUUAUACUUUUCCUAUUUCAGCCGGAGUAGGUGACUACACCCUGAUUUCUGCUCAUCGCUCUCUGGUUCCGAUCGGAAAUUCAGAAGGUUCAUUGGAUUCCGAUUUGCUUUUGUUUAUCGUUGCGGCAUUUAAUUCUGCCAGCUGAAUUGGCCUCUCAUGUGGCCAUUCUAUCUUCUCUUCAACAAGAUUCUCAAGCUAGAGGAACCAAGAGAAUUGGGUGGAGAUGAUUUGAGUUUAGUAGAAGUGUACCCAUUUGACAAGUUUCUAAGUAAAAUAAAACGUGAUGCUCCAAUUCUGCCCCGCUCCCAGUUCAUUGAAGUAACACACAUAAACCAGCUUCAACAAUGGGAUUGUGGCCUUGCUUGUGUUUUGAUGAUUCUGGACACUCUUGGUAUACAUGAUUGCCAUAUUCAAUCACUAGCAGAUCUAUGCGGCACAACGAGCAUAUGGACUGUCGAUCUGGCAUAUUUGUUGCAGAGCUUUUCAGUCAGUUUUUCCUACUUCACGGUGACCUUUGGUGCUGACCCUAAUUAUUCUGUUGAAUCAUUUUACAAGGAGGAACUAGCAAAUGAUCUGGUACGAGUCGAUAAGCUAUUUCAAAAGGCAGUGGAUGCUGGAAUCAAAAUUGAGUGCAGAUCUAUCAGCAAAGAAGAAAUCUCUCUCUUAAUGUUAUCUGGGAUAUAUGUUGCUAUUGUGUUAGUUGAUCAGCAUACAUUGAGUCGGUCUUGGCUGGAAGAUGUACUUGUGUCAGGCAUAUGUGAUAGCAACUCCAGCUAUACUGGUCACUAUAUAGUGGUAUGUGGCUAUGAUGCUGAUGCGGAUCAAUUUGAAAUCAGAGAUCCUGCCAGCUCUAGCAAGCAUGUGAGGAUCUCAUCGAAGUGUCUAGAUGAUGCACGCAAAUGCUUCGGUACAGAUGAAGAUAUCCUAUUGGUAUCAUUGGAGAAGAGCGGGAAGCUAAGGAUCCCAUCACCACGUCUUUCUCCAAAUGUCAACAUCGACUGCUGAGUAUAUAUCUGUCUCCAUUCCAAUGUCUCAAUACCACGAGAGUAUUGAAACUCUGUAUUACUACACUACUGGUGGUCGUUGUAAAAGAUGGGCUCGUUUUUACUCAUUUACAAUAAUUCUCUUCAGGGUGAUUUUCAUCAUUUCAUUGACGACAAUGUUCUGCUGUCCACUGCAUGUUAUAAGGCUCUUGAUCGAGGUGUUGAGUUGACCUAGAAGAUAGACACUCAAACUUGUGCGGUAUUGUGUUCAACACUCCUUACUUAAGUUCAUGCUUGUAUCGAAAAAGUGUUAAGUUGGGUUAGAGUAGUGUUGCAUAACUAAUUUGACCAUUAAGAUUUUGUUCGUGAAGCUAGGCUUAUGUGGUCCCUUGGCAUUCCAAUAGUCUCUUCUUGAUCUAGUAAUCUUUUUU
Molecule: messenger RNA, 1476 nt
Organism: Cucurbita maxima (winter squash)
Lineage: Eukaryota; Viridiplantae; Streptophyta; Magnoliopsida; Cucurbitales; Cucurbitaceae
Product: protein GUCD1
Exons: 12
Coding region: 219-1067 (282 amino acids)
Source: RefSeq, a predicted model, not a curated record